AUGUCUGGAUCGGAUGUCGUUAUCCGCUUUGGCCAUCCACCAGCCGCCUUCUUCAUUUCUAUUCUGACAUAUGGUGCCAUCACCGUUGCCUCCACGUUGACAUUGCGAUUGUGGGGCGACCCGCAAGGGGGCUCAACCCCUCGACCCCAAGAUACCCCGCUCAGAGCGUCGAUCUCCCUGGCGUCCCUGGUGCACGCCUGCGUCAUGACGGUCGUCGGCACGGUCGUCACCUUCGGCGAGGACUGGUCGACGAAGCACAUCGUGUACGGGCAAUCACCGCUCGUGCCGUUCUUCGUGGCGUGGGAGGUGGGCUACCUGCUGGAAGAUCUCGCGGCGAUGGCCUACUCCAAAAUGGCACACGACCGCUGGGCCGGGUGGAGCCUCGCCCUGCACCACGCCUUUCUCAUCACGGGCCUGCCCUACUACUUUGGGCGGCGCGUCCAGGGGGAUUACAUCUGGGGGUCGCUGUUCUUCAUGAACGCCAGCUCCGUCUGCUGGCACUUGCGCUAUUUCAUCGCCAGGGGCGGGUGGGAGGGAUCGCGCCUGCACGCGGCAGUGUCCAUGGCCUUCCCCUUGACGUUCUUGGUGUGCAGGUUCCUGUUCAUGCCGUUCGCUUUCUGGCAGUACGGCAGGUUGGAGGGGCUGGCGUGGCACGACGUGCCACUGCACAUCCCGCCGAAGUGCCUGCUGGGGCUGGGCUCCAUAUCCGUCUUCAACGUGUACUGGUUGGUGAAAAUGGGUCGAAACGUGGCCGCCACACUGGGAAAGGCCAAAACCAAGAGGAGCUGA
Messenger RNA from Ostreobium quekettii, 789 nucleotides. The record is from the annotation of a GenBank genome assembly. NCBI's taxonomy places the organism in Eukaryota, Viridiplantae, Chlorophyta, Ulvophyceae, Bryopsidales, Ostreobiaceae.